AUGGAGAGGAGAAAGAAAAGGGAGGUUGGGAGGGAUGCAGGAAGGAACAGAGUGCUCCAAGUCUCUCAGGAUUUUUCUCCUGUGAAGCUAAGAAGCCUCAGAGAAAAGGAAAACAAUUCUUCUCUCAUUUGCUUCUCCUGUGUUGUGCUCACGUGGAAUGUGGUUGGAGAUUGUUCACCCACAGGAGGAGAUGCUUUGUUGCCAGCACCUCAGAGUAUCUCCAUUCUUUCAACCAACAUGAAACACUUCUUAACUUGGAGUCCUGUGAUCGUCCAGGGAGAAACUGUGAGAUACUCUGUUGAGUUUCAAGGGGAAUACGAGCGGGAAUACGCCAACGGGAGCUGGAUCCCCAUCUCGGAGUGCUCCCUCACCACAGCCACCAUCUGCAACCUGACCGAGGACAUCUCAGCCUCCGUGGCCUACAAGCUGCGUGUCAGGGCAGAGCUCGGUGCCACCAGGUCACAGUGGGGCACCACCAAGGGCUUCUUCAACCGCGCCAUGACAUCCCUCACCCCACCCCAGCUGAGGGCCGUGGCGGAUGGGCACCAUUUGCUGGUGGACCUGGCAGACAUGGGGCCCUCCUUCCAGUUCCGGGUGCUCUACUGGAGGAAGGGCCAGGAGACCAGGGUGCAGCAGAAGGUGCUGAGGGAGGUGAGCUCCGUGGUUCACCUGGACACCAUGGAGGCAGGAGCUGAGUACUGUGUGAAGGCUCAGACUCACGUCCAGGCCAUCAACAGGAGCAGCAGCUUCAGCCCCACGCAGUGUGUGAGGGCUCAGGGUGACAAAUCCAUGUGGUUGGUUACUGCCCUCAUCGCCUCUGCUGGCUUUGCUGUGGCAGUUUUGACCCUGCCUCUCCUUGCCUGGAAAAUCAGUAAAAUCUUCCAACACUCCUGCUGCCCUGCUGCUGUCCUGCCAGACACACUGAAGGAAUCAGAGCCCCCCACCCAGCUGAUCCUGCGGGGCAGGGAAGAAGCUGAGCAAUGUGACCUGAUGGUGGUUGUGAUGCCCUCAGAAGAAGCUCUCCAGCUAUGGAUUCAAAAGGCACUUCAGAGCAGCCCAGAAAACCAACAGCCCCUUUGUAGCAGCUUCCUCCAUCCCAUCAAAAGCAAGUAAAGGUGGCAGCUGCCAGUUCCUGUCCCUGUCCUUCAUACCCUUAGGAGCAGACAUGGGGUGACCCAGGCCCCCUUUUUCACCAGAGCAACACCAGGAGAGCCCAGUCUCUUACUCCAAAUCAUUUCAGCCUCGUUGUUUUUAUCUCAGUAAGAGCUUCUUGUGUGGCUAAGCCAGCUGGAAUGAUCAGGGGGAAAAAUGCAGACCCUGAAGUGAGGUGAAAUUCUUUGAAAAAGGCAUGAGGGGAUGUGGCAUCCCAAUCUGUGCACGUGACAGGCACAGUGCUGGUGCCACCAAAACUUGCAGACACCACCAUGAGGGAUGCCUGCUUUCACCAGUGCUUUGGAAGGAGUGCUGUGGGAAACAGCCAGAUCUCUGAAGUGCUUGGAGGGAGCUCUGCAAGACUAACAGAGCAUCACUGACAGUAUACAGCUCCAGUAUCACCCAGUCAGGGUGUCAGAAAUGCAAAAGCUGUGUAUUGUGGCAUUCACAUUCUCUGAAAAAUCCCUUCAACCAGGAGUUUUCUUCCUGGGAAAUUGAGAAGCCUCUGAGAAAAGGAAAACAAUUCUUAUCUCAUUUGUUUCUCCUGUGUUGUGCUCAUGUGGAAUGUGUUUGGAGAUUGUUCACCCACAGGUGAUUGUUCCAUUGCAUUCUGCUGGGAGUUGUUUUCCCUCUUUGGCCAAUCGGGGCCAGGCUGUGUCAGGACUCUGGAGAGAGUCAGGAGUUUUCAUUAUUAUCUUUUUAGCAUUCUGUAAGUAUCCUUUCUGUAUUAUUUAGUAUAGCAUUCUUUAAUAUAAUAUAGUAUAAUAAAGUAAUAAAUUAGCCUUCUGAGAA
This is a messenger RNA of Melospiza melodia melodia, 1944 nucleotides long. RefSeq names its product interleukin 20 receptor subunit beta (gene IL20RB). Gene Ontology annotation, biological process: cytokine-mediated signaling pathway. Gene Ontology annotation, cellular component: plasma membrane. Lineage: Eukaryota; Metazoa; Chordata; Aves; Passeriformes; Passerellidae. Gene Ontology annotation, molecular function: interleukin-20 binding; cytokine receptor activity. The transcript has 9 exons. Bases 1 to 1113 code for a protein of 370 amino acids. The record is from RefSeq and is a predicted model, not a curated record.